CUAUGAUUCAGAUUCUAAAACACUUUGGUUGGACUUGGGCAGGUCUGCUCAUCAGUGAUGAUGAUUAUGGAGUCCACGCUGCUCGAUCCUUUCACUCUGAUCUGGGUCCAGCUGGUGGAGGUUGUCUGGCUUACACAGAGAUUUUGCCCUGGAGUGACGACUCUGCUGAAUUAAGGAGAGUAGUGGAUGUGAUGAGGAAAUCUACAGCUCGAGUGGUGAUUGUGUUUGGACAUAAGACUCAGAUGAUUAACCUCAUGAAAGAGGUGGUGAGGCAGAAUGUGACAGGCCUGCAGUGGAUGGCCAGUGAAGGCUGGGCAUCAGUUGAUGUGCUCCAGACACCUCACCUCAUGCCGUACCUGGGUGGAACACUGGGCAUUGCCAUCCGUCGAGGAGAAAUACCAGGACUCAGGGACUUCCUGUUACAAAUCCGUCCUGACCUACAUCACGGCAAGGCUGAUGGAAAAAGCGUGGUGAAUCAGUUUUGGGAACACACAUUUCAGUGUAGAUUUGCACCACCUCCAGCAGGUUGGGUGGAAGCUGGAGGAGAAUUGUGCACUGGACAGGAAGUUAUAGAGAAUGUUGAGUCUCAGUUAUUUGAUGUUUCAUACCUAAGGCCAGAGUAUAAUGUGUAUAAGGCUGUGUACGCUCUGGCAUAUGCUCUUGAUGACAUGCUGCAGUGUGAGCCAGGGAGAGGACCUUUCAGCAACAACACCUGUGCUCAUUUACAAAGAAUGGAGCCAUGGCAGGUGAGAUAUCAGUUUACACUCAACUCUUAAUUACACUUAAUCCUUUAUAUUUCUUUAAGAUUUGAAGGAAGUGUAACAACUUAAUACAUUAACAAAUUACAGCAUCUCACUUUCCCUAUACAACAAGCAGACAGUGUAUUGUAGUAUCAGGUCAAAGUGUAAGUAUAUAUAGUACCGUAAAUUUCAGCCUAUUGAGCGCACCUGACUAUAAGCCGCACCAGCUAAAUUUUAAAAGAAAAUAAAUUUUGUACAUAUAUAGGCCGCACUUUAAUAUAAGCCGCAGGUUUUCUUGUUGUAACCAGUAGCAAUGCCAGGAUUCAAUCUCUUAUCAAAGGACUUUGUUAAUGAAUGCAUUAAGUUUAUGAAUGACGAGUGAGUGCGCGUGACUAGCACUGAAUGAUGCGUCCGUGAUCGCGAGUGGGCCCACCUGUAACGCCGCAUAUGGUUGUAACAUGAGAUAUUUACACAGAAAGACGUUACACAGAAGUUUUUUGUCGUUUAAAUCAAAACAACGUAAUUUAAACACGGGGUGAACAUGCCUGCAUGUUUAGAAAAUAAAACACUGCACCAACACGACAGUAACACGCCUGGUUAGAAAAGAAAACACUUUAGUCUACCAGAAAAGUCAUUGGCUGCUAUCUUCAUCUUCUUGUGCACUAAAGCCACUGAAGUAUUCUUCAGCAUAAUCUUUCCCCACGUCUGUCUCACUUUUGCGUUUACUGCUAGAGAUUGCCCCCCGGUGGCCGUUAACCAGUAAAAAUCUAUAAAUUAGCUGCACCGUUGUAUAGGCCGCAGGGUUCAAAGCGUGGGAAAAAAGUAGUGGCUUAUAGGCCGAAAUUUACGGUAGUCAUGUGAUGUGAUUUAAAAGAUUAUUUGAUGGAAAUUAUAAAAAAAGAUGUUUAUCACUCACUUUCUUGUUCAUGCUUUACCUUUGUGUCUGAUUCUAUUAUCCAAAGCUUGUGUAUUACUUGGAAAAAGUCAACUUCACCACAGCAUUUGGUGAUCAAGUGUCAUUUGAUGAGAAUGGUGAUGCCUUGCCUGUAUAUGACAUCAUAAACUGGGUGUGG
This is a messenger RNA of Solea solea (common sole), 1813 nucleotides long. Its product is annotated as extracellular calcium-sensing receptor-like. The transcript has 3 exons. Bases 3 to 776 code for a protein of 257 amino acids. Gene Ontology annotation, molecular function: G protein-coupled receptor activity. NCBI's taxonomy places the organism in Eukaryota, Metazoa, Chordata, Actinopteri, Pleuronectiformes, Soleidae. The record is from RefSeq and is a predicted model, not a curated record. Gene Ontology annotation, cellular component: membrane. Gene Ontology annotation, biological process: G protein-coupled receptor signaling pathway.